GCAGCUACGGCCGGCCGAGCGGACUGGCAGGUGGCAGCGCAGCUCUAUGGAGUGAGGCGGCCGACGGCCCCGAGCUGCUACUGCUCGAGCUUGGCGACGGGUGGUUCGCUGCGCUGCGGACGGCCUGUGCGGCGAGGCGAGGGGGACGGCUCCGGCGUCCCUAGUGGCACGGCGGGCUCCGGCUCCGGUGGCCCUCGCGGCAAGGCGGGCGGCGGCUCCGACGGAGUCACGAGGCGGGCAGCAGCUCCGGAACCACAGUGUACAACCGAUAACCGGCGUCGGCAACUGGCCGACGUUGGAUGUUUUCCGGCCCUCGCAUUCAUGCCACCGCUCCAAAAGCUUCUAGAAGCCGCUGCCGCCACCAUCUCUACGCCUCUCGCCGCCGCGCAUCUCCACGCUAACCUUCUCCGUUCGGGCCUCCUCCACUCUUCGCACCACCUCACCGCGCAUGUCCUAGCGUGGUACCCUCCGGGCCUCGCCCGCGACCUGUUCGACGAAUUCCCCAGUCCGACGCCUCGCCUCGCCAAUGCGCUCCUCCGCGCCCACAUCCGCGCGCGGCAGUGGCGCGCCGCUAUCCUCCUUGGUCCGCGGCUCCGAGUGCGCCUGGACGGCUUCACCUUCUCGCUCCUGCUGAGGGCCUGUGCCGCGCUCCCCUCGCUCGCCCAUGGCCGAGCUGUGCACGCGGUCGCCAUACGCUCUUGCACCGCGUCUGAAGACGCCUUUGUUGCCACAGCUAUCGUGCAGAUGUAUGCCAGGUGUGGAGACAUGGUUGGGGCCAUCAAUGCGUAUGGUGUGCUUGAGAAGCCUGACAUUGUGCUUAGGACGUCUGUGGUAACCGGCUAUGAGCAGAACGGAAUGGCCGAGGAAGCACUGGAGUUCUUUGCAAGGAAUGUGGUUGGUCAGGGCGUUAUGCUGACACCAGUCACACUUGUGAGUGCGAUGUCGGCAGCAGCACAGUUGGGGCAUGUUCGGAAGGGACAGGCGUGCCACGCUUAUGUUGUCAGGAACAGCUUGGGCUAUGAUCUAGCUUUAGUAAAUACUGUUCUUAGCUUUUAUGUGAAGAUCGGUGAUUUCCAGGCAUCUAUGAGGUUGUUUGAGGGUAUGACGGAUAGAGAUGUGAUCACUUGGAGCUGCAUGAUCAAAGGGUAUGUGCAACAUGGAGACGCACACGAGGGCUUGAGAAUGUACAGGGAGAUGGUCAAGGCACGUGUCCAGCCCAAUUCAGUGACUUUAGUGAGUGUUCUGCAGGCUUGUGCACUUGUUGUCGAUGCUGAGGAAGGUAAGAGAGUUCAUCGGGUUGCUGUCAGCAUAGGUUGUGAGCUUGAGGUGGGUGUAGCGACUGCUCUGGUUGAUAUGUACAUGAAGUGCUCGUGUCAUGAGGAGGCAAUGUGCUUAUUUCAUCGGAUGCCAAAGAAAGAUGUGGUCGCUUGGGCUGCUGUCAUUGGUGGCCUCACACAAAAUGAACUCCCUGGUGAAUCCCUCCAUGUGUUCAAAUGCAUGUUGUUGGAUGAUCAUGUUCCUGAUGCCAUCACGAUGGUGAAGGUACUUGCUGCAUGCUCAGAAUUUGGUGGUACUCGCCUAGCCAUUUGUCUCCAUGGCUAUUUAGUUAGAAAUGGUUUCAAUAAUAAUGCAUUUGUAGCUGCUGCACUUCUUGAUUUGUAUUCAAAAUGUGGAGACAUAGAUAGCGCUGUCAGGGUAUUUGAAGGUACUACAGAAAAAGAUAUUGUGGUGUGGGGCUCAAUGAUUGCUGGUUAUGGAGCCCAUGGCCUUGGUCAGGAAGCUGUUGCGUUGUACCAAAGGAUGAUUGCCUCAUCAAUUCAACCCAACAGUGUGACAUUUGUGUCAGUGUUAUCAGCAUGCAGCCACUCUGGCCUGGUUCAGGAAGGAAUACAAAUUUUUGAUAGCAUGACUCAAGUUUUUGGAGUCGUACCAAAUGCCGAGCAUCAAAGUGCCAUGGUUGAUCUCCUUGGUCGGGCCGGUGAACUGCAAGAGGCUAUAAGGUUCAUUCGUGGUAUGGAUGGAAGAGCUGUUGCCCAUACUUGGUGUGCCUUGCUUGCUGCAUGCAGAGAACACAACAACACUAAGAUGAGCAAAGUAGCAGCAAAGAGUCUGCUCAAGCUGGAUCCUGACCAUGUUGGCUACUACAAUCUCUUGACAAAUAUAUAUGCAUAUGAUGAGAAGUGGGAGAGUGUAAAGGACACAAGGGACAUGGUGAGGGGUAGAGAUCUGCGUAAAGUGCCAGGUUACAGUUCAGUUGAGGUCGGUAACUUAGUGCACACGUUCAUUGCUGGGGAGAGGACUCACCAAGAUUGGGAUAAUAUCUGUACAUUGCUCUGUGAUCUGUCACGAAAGUUGAGAGGCGAGGACUGCUCCUUUCAAGUAGACACUAGCUUAGCAUUCGAGGAUUCUGCUGAUGGUUCUUCUCUGAGUUGAAAUUGAUACUUGAUGUACCUCAGCUGUUGGUGAACUUCCAGAAGAAACCUGGUGGAAGAAAAUGGAUUAUCAAAGGGAAAUAUGCCCAUAGGUACUGCAAACUAGUGCCUGUCUUUUGUCCCUACUAUGUAUGAUACAUCGCAUGCAAAAGAGCAGAACAUACAGAAAGGUAUUUGGGUCACCAAUAUAUUGCAUAUAUAAGCCGCUGUAGCAUAAAUCAAAUCUUUUCAUGGAGGCGAUCAGAGCCUGACAGAUCAGAGCCUCGAGGAUCAGAGCAAAACUAAGGGCAUGUGUUUCUGUAGUGCGUACUGCACAUCGCCAUGCAUGAUAGCAGGUUAGUCACUAACAUGAUCCUUGCUUGAUCUGUCAAUGAAGUAACACUCAUAUGCAUCAGCAGAAAUGAAUCGAUAACUCAAUUGCAGAAAUCUUUUCCCAUAUGUGUUCUGAUCAUCUCAGAAGCUUGAUUAGUUUUAGUAGUAAAAGCAUCACAAAGGGCUAGCUAUACUGUAUGCAUGGAACCUUUCAACUGCAGCUAGUACUGUUUGGUCUCAGUUCUCAACUCUGAAGGAAAGCCACCUUUCAGUUAGCUUGCUUUGUUAAGUUUAUUAAACAGUUCUGACCCCCUUCCUAUUGGCAUUAAAUUUCUUUGCUUUGUUCUGUUUACCAAGCUGUUUGAGGUGUCUAUCUAUAGCAUGUUGUUUAGUACUCAAUUACACAUGAACACUGAGCACAUUUUACUGCUCAAAACAAUGAACUUGACAUGGAUUAAAUUUGUCUUUCUCAUUCUGAUUCUGCUAGACCUAGAUGUAUACAUAUGCAUUUUGUAUUUUCUUAGGUAUAUUUUCCUUAAUGGUGUGUAUUUUCCUAGGUAUACUUUCCUUAGCGGUAAGUGUGGGCACUCUUGUAUAAUGAUGAAUUAUUGUUCCUUACAUAUGUACAAGCAACUGGUUACUCAGAUAAACCCUCUGAAAAUUGGAUAGCUGGUUAGCAGGAGUUAUCUUUCAAGUAAUGACAUUUCUGAAGUUAACUUUCUGUUGCUCCACGCACACUUUCAGUUGUGAUUCUGUCGCGCUACAAAUAGAACAGGGAGGGGAGAUCCCUGCUCUAGCAUGGGAUUGGAAUCAGUUAGAGUAUAUUUGGUAAUCUAAAUAUUGUGUAUUGUAGACUUCCAUAUGUAUCCGUGGGUUGCCUUACCUCCCAAGUCUUGUACUCUAUAUAAACCGCCCAAGGGCUCAAUGCAAUACAUCCAUCCAAUUACACCAAUUCUAUUUUCCUUCAUGGUAUCACAAGUCUAGGUUUAAAUCCUAACCCUAGCCGCCGCCAGCUUCCGCAACUGCGCGCCCCCGGGGAGAGAUCGAUCUCCACCAGGGGCAGCGCUACUGUUUAGGUGCCCGAUCCUAUCCAUCCAGCCGCUAUCGUCGUCAACUGUUCCAGACUUAGUGAUCUCCCUCUGUUGUAAGCUACUUGAUAAAAUAAAAAUAUAGAGCUGCCCCAGGAUUUAUUACACGCUUUCGCCGCUUUGUGGUGAUGUGGCUGGCCUGCCCCUCGUCCUUUGGCCUGCCUAUUCGGCUCUGGCCACAUCAAAUUGCUACUAUGACGAGCACCAUCUACGAGAGCCCUAGAGCGCAACCCUCUCCCCCACAUCCUAAUCCAUAGUGAGACACAGCUGUAGAAGGCUACAGUACUUCCCCUGAUCCCCUCAAUGCUACACUUUCUUGGUCUUUUUUUUGUGCAAUUUCUAGCUGAGCCAUCAACUAGUCAUCCAUUGUUGUUAGCACAGUUUAGCUCCUGUAAUGUGUAUCUAUGGAUUGUUUGAUCAUACGAUGAAUUAAUGGAUAAAAGUAAGAAUAGAAAGAAAAACAAUAAUCAAUCCUUGUUCCUCUUACCAUGGCAUAAUGGCAUCUGUUUGUUGUUGGUUGCGACGUAUGUCUUGCUCCUAGGUAGUAGUAUGAUAAUACCCUAUACUUCCUUGGCAGGCUUUCAGGUUAUCAUAGUGCUAGCAUGGUCGCAAAAUUUGGCUACUUCACAGCAUAUCCAGAUGUGUGCUUUUGUGAGUUUGGUGAUAUAGGGCGGAUAACUAUCCUGGAACCUAAAAUCCUUGCUUAAGGUGCAUUCCUUGUGCAUUUACGCAUUUACAGUUUCAGCUGAUGAUAUCCAGGCAACAGAAAGAAUACUGUUUCUUUUUAGAUAUGUGAUGUUGUCGCGGGUUCAGCGAGUGGCAGAAGGCGGAUAAAAAAAUGUGUACAAACGCCUCACACCCUUGAGGGGGCAGGGGGUAUUACCUUUAGUAUAUAUAGUGAAGUAGGCUAUGUUACAAGAUGUGACGACCUAGUCAAAUACGAUGAGUCCACUAUAUACAUCUCUAAUAAAGUGAGCUUCUGAUUACUUAAUGCUAAUUGUAGCAGAGUCAUGUGGGCUUUCUGAUGUUGUCACUGUGGAAACCCUUCAGCUUCGACAGUAUCGUCCUUUCCAAACUGAUUGAUAUUGGUAACUUGUUUUGUGAGCUUUGAUCCUCAGGUAUGUGAGCUCUUACUAAAAGGCUCUUGGCAUCCAUUGCUCAGAAGGUCAAUGUCCAUAGUUUAAGCUCGGUUGUCGGACCACAUUUAGGAAUGGUUGCAUGAAAAUACUCUCAAGAGCAGACUUCAUGUGCCUUCUUGAGGAUAGUGGUCAAUGACCAGAUCUUUCAUGUUUAUAUGCAAAGAAAUGUAACAUGUACUGGCUAUGAUUGUUCAAUAUUUGUUCACUUGCCUUUGUAGAUGGGCACAAAAUAUUGGUUCCAAGAGACUAGUGUUGUCGUAGGAGAUCCACUAACAUUUUAAUAAAAUCCAGUUGGUGUUAAA
Molecule: messenger RNA, 5273 nt
Organism: Sorghum bicolor (sorghum)
Lineage: Eukaryota; Viridiplantae; Streptophyta; Magnoliopsida; Poales; Poaceae
Product: putative pentatricopeptide repeat-containing protein At3g01580
Exons: 4
Coding region: 322-2433 (703 amino acids)
Biological process (GO): RNA modification
Molecular function (GO): RNA binding; protein binding
Source: RefSeq, a predicted model, not a curated record